AUGUUCACAGCUGAAAUAGAUUCUGACACAAAUAAACUACUAUGGGCCAAAUCAAUCCUAGCCAUCUCGCUUUUCAGUGAAUUUGUCAAGAUCUCCAUAUCCAACCAAAAGCUCCAGAUUUCAGGUAUAAAUCAAACCCAAAGUAAUCAUGGAGAAAUCACUUUCCAACCUUCGUUCUUCACCAAUUACUCUUGUGACAGUCCACAAACGUUAAUGAUCAAUUCCCAGCAUCUAUCUAUCAUUUUCAAAAAUUUCGAUAUCACCAGUUCCAUCAGUUUCAGCCUUCGUGACCAUCAGUACAAGUUCUUGAUCAACGUUACCAAGAAACUCAUCAUUAAGAAGUACCAGAUCAAUUUCCAACCGGUAGAGUCCGAUAUUAACUUAAUAGACAAUUAUAGUGGGAAGUUUGGUGACGAUGAUUCAAUACAUCGUCUUGUUCUUGACCAAUCGGUAGUGAAAAAUUUCAUUGAUAUGAUCCCCAGUCAAACCGAAGAGUUCAGACUUGAAAUAAAUGACGAUAAGAUCACAUUCCAAGGGUUUACCAAGCAGAUAUUGAAGGAUAACUCUUAUUUGAAGCAACCAAUGUUGUUGACCAUCUCAUUGAAUGUUGACGAUAGGCAUUUAUCAGGGGUCAGGGUAGAGUAUACGUUUAAAUUGAAGUUCUUGAGGAUAUUCAUCAACUUGAUAGCCAAGGUAGAUGUGAUGGAGUUCUACUUCAAGGAUGAAGGUGACCAUAUAAGUUUUGUACAUAGAGGAGAUGUGGAGGUCAGAUUUGAUAGUUUGGUGAAUGAAGGAAAGUUACCUGUUGAUUAUAAGGUUGUAGAGGUGACAGACAAAGAGAGAGAAGUCCUAACCAGGGAGAAUCUGAGAAGAGAGAGUGUUAGAAAGGAGAGUCUGAGAAGGGAGAAUGUGAGAAGUUAUGGACAAACACAAACCACCCAAACAUCUCUAUGGGAAACACCCCCAACUCAUCCUACCAAUCUCUUAGGAAUAGAAAUCGACCAGUUCCAAGAAGAAGAAGAAGAAUACGGACCCACACAAACCAAUCCCGUAAGAUCCAUCUUCGAUGGGCUUUAA
This is a messenger RNA of Yamadazyma jaroonii, 1077 nucleotides long. Lineage: Eukaryota; Fungi; Ascomycota; Pichiomycetes; Serinales; Debaryomycetaceae. The record is from the annotation of a GenBank genome assembly.